Molecule: messenger RNA, 4994 nt
Organism: Toxotes jaculatrix (banded archerfish)
Lineage: Eukaryota; Metazoa; Chordata; Actinopteri; Toxotidae
Gene: capn7
Product: calpain 7
Exons: 21
Coding region: 734-3214 (826 amino acids)
Biological process (GO): proteolysis
Molecular function (GO): calcium-dependent cysteine-type endopeptidase activity
Source: RefSeq, a predicted model, not a curated record
GGCUUUUUAUAUUUUAGCUUAACUGUUAACAGCUAUAAAACCGCGGGCUGUUUUCCAUUCAGACGAUCGUAACUAUCAUUGCAAACUCCACCGUUAAACAUCUUGUUUUUAAGUUUUCUUCAGUGCCAAAGUAAUCCAGUGACGGUUGUCCGUACAUCCAAUUAUAGUUUUAAAAAGUGCUUCUAAUAAGUAAUUCGGCACGCUUAAUUUUCCAACAUGUAAAUUUGUAGCUAAUGGCGUAACUCACUGAAUCCAUAGUAAUAUUAAAUAUCUAUAUUCUGUUUGUUUUCCCAUUUUACCAAGUUACCACACACAAAAGGCAUUGUGCUGAACGACUAAAUUGGGAAGGGUAAAUAUAACGCCAGAGAAGCGACAGUUUCUCAGUGCACGUGAACGCAACACGCCAUACUGUAGCCUGUGUACUCUACUGCGACUGCGCGAUUCGUGUCUCCCGGAAACAUCGGGGUUGUUUGGUAUCCGCUUGUGCAGUAGUCAUCUGUUACAAGGAAAAGCAAAACUUUAAGUGGCCAGCUUUGGGCACGGGAUUGAGGACGCUCGCCCGAACUGUUUUCACUAUGAUUUCUCCGAGUUGAUGAAACGAACUAUAUUGCGAGUGAAAGACAGACGUUUUGUUAAUUCGGCAAAUUACGGGAGCUAGCGUUUAGCUAGCGGUUAGCUAGCCUGUUAGCUGGCUAACUCAUAGCUUUCACUUUGUCAACAAGUUGUGCUCAGGAUGGACUGUGCGGCGUUGGAGCUCGAUGCUUUCAAAUUUGCCAAAACUGCUGUCACCUAUGACCAGAAUGGCAAAUACAACGAGGCUGUCUUUUAUUACAAGGAGGCAGCCCAGGCCCUGAUAUAUGCUGGCAUGGCAGGGUCCAAACUGGACGGAAUCCAGGACAAAGUGAAUGAGUACUUGGAUCGGGUCCAAGCCCUCCACAAUGCCGUACAGGCACAGAAGAGCGACCCGCUGAAGUCCCGGGAGCAGGUGGACCUGGAGCGCGCCCACUUCCUGGUCACCCAGGCCUUCGAGGAAGACGAGAAGGGAAAUGAUGACGAAGCCAUUGAACUGUACACUCAGGCUGUGGAGCUGUGCAUUAAGACGUCCAACGAGACAUCGGACCAGGCGCUGCAGGUCAAGCUGAAGCAGUUAGCACGUCAAGCUUUAGACAGAGCAGAAGGUCUUAAAGAGUCCCAGUCCAAAUCAUCCUCAGCCCAAACUCAGGACAGGACCGGGCCCUCUGGAACCAAGCCCUCCAGUGGUGGCAGUGCCGGGGGACCAGUCCGCCAGUUUUUCCCCCUCGGGCCAGACUUCUCGCUCCACGACCGACCUCAGCCCCAGCCGGUCCGGGCAGUGCAGUCCAGUGAGCCGCAGGGUCAGCGCUACACAUCUGAAGAGAUUGAAGUGCUUAGGAGUACAUCUACAAUCAAUGGCAUAGCUUAUGUACCGUUCAUGAGUGUGGAUCUGAAGGAGCGAUUUGCCUUUCCUGUCCCUUUCUCGGACAAAACAGGAAAACUGGCACUGUCCCCCAAACAGAAGGCCAUCUUCUCCCGCUGGGUCCGGCCAGACGAGAUCUGCAAUAACCCCACCAUGAUCAUGUCUGUGUCCAGCUUCAGUAUCAAACAGACGGUGGUGUCUGACUGUUCCUUUGUGGCAUCACUAGCCAUCAGCGCAGCCUACGAGAGGCGCUAUAACAAGAAACUUAUCACCAGCAUCAUCUACCCUCAGAACAGACGAGGGGAGCCAGAGUAUAACCCCUGUGGGAAGUACAUGGUCAAGCUUCACAUCAAUGGAGUUCCCAGGAAGGUGAUUAUAGAUGACUACCUGCCGGUGGAUCGUAACGGAGAGCUGCUGUGCUCCUACUCCAGCAACAGGAACGAGCUCUGGGUGUCCCUGAUAGAGAAAGCCUACAUGAAGGUGAUGGGAGGCUACGACUUCCCUGGCUCCAACUCGAACAUUGAUUUGCACGCACUCACUGGCUGGAUCCCUGAACGCAUCGCUAUGCACUCUGACAAUCAAUCAUUCAGCAAGGACGACACCUUCCGCAUGCUCUUCCAGAGGUUUCGCAGGGGUGACGUCCUCAUUACCACGGCAACGGGGGUGAUGACAGAGGAAGAAGGGGAUAAAUGGGGUUUAGUGCCAACACACGCCUACGCUGUUCUUGACAUCAGGGAAUACAAGGGAAUGCGUUUCCUGCAGCUGAAGAAUCCGUGGAGUCACCUGCGGUGGAAGGGGCGCUACAGUGAACGGGAUGAGAAGAACUGGACUCCCGAGCUCCUCAAAUACCUCAACUUUGACCCCAAGACGGCACAGAAGUUUGACAAUGGGGUUUUCUGGAUCGCAUGGGAGGACCUUUGUCAGUACUACGAUGUCAUCUACCUGAGCUGGAACCCUGCCCUGUUCAAAGAGUCCUCCUGUAUUCACAGUAGCUGGGAUGGGAAGCAGGGCCCAGUGAAAGACGUCUACAGCCUGGCCAACAAUCCCCAGUACAAGCUGGAAGUCCAGUGUCCAACAGGAGGAGCUGCUGUGUGGGUGCUGCUAACCAGACACAUCACUGACAAGGAUGAUUUUGCACAAAACAGGGAGUUUAUCACCCUGGUCGUUUACAAGACAGACGGGAAGAAGGUUUACUACCCAGCCGACCCCCCUCCUUACAUCGACGGCAUCCGUAUCAACAGCCCACACUACCUGACCAAGAUAAGACUGACCAGUGCGGGGACGCACACCUUCACACUGGUGGUUUCCCAGUACGAGAAACAAAACACCAUCAACUACACACUACGGGUGUACUCUGGCUGCAAAUUCACCUUCUCCAAGAUCCCAAAUCCCUUUACUCACACCAGAAGGAUCAACGGCCAGUGGAAGGGGCUCAGUGCUGGAGGUUGUGGGAACUAUAAGGACUCCUACAAACACAACCCGAUCUAUCAGAUUAACCUGGAGCGGUCGGGACCUCUGCUCGUCGAGCUCCGAGGAUCCAGGCAGUACAGCGUUGGGUUUGAGAUGGUGACGGUGUCGACGGUGGGGGAUCCGGGUCCGGCAGCCUUCCAGAAGAAGAGCAGCGGAGAUUACAGAUGUGGUUUCUGCUACAUGGAGGUGGACCACGUCCCAGCAGGCAUCUACAAUGUCACCCCCACCACCUUCCUGCCCAAACAGGAAGGACCCUUCUUCUUGGACUUCGCCAGUACCUCGACACUCAAGGUCUCUCAGCUCCAGUGAGGGUGGAGCUGGAGCGAGAGGACGUGGCAGGGACGGGGAGGAAGGUGCUUCCGUCGUCAGGGCGUCGAGGGAUAUUUCUGAUGUUUUAGAUUGAAUGUGAUGAGGUGUCAGCGCCUCCAUGAAGCCCAAAGAACCCAGAAUGUGACUGGUAGCCUCGAGUGAACACCAUCUCAAACAGCCUUUCCCUGUCCUCUCUCACUCAGUCCUUUGCCGACGGCGAACGGACGGAUCAGAGGCUUGAACUUCAACAUUGACUUGAUGAUAUCACACAGUUAUGGUGAAGGAAUAAAUUAUUAAUAAGGAGUCGUCAAGAGGAACUUCAGUGUGGAAUAAAACCCAUCAACCAUCACGGCAUUUUGGGACACAAUAAAUAAUAUUUUCACCAAAAAAUAAACAGUCAGCAGUAUCAACUGUAUGCACCUUCACCUGAGGGAUUCAUUUGCAUCGACGCCGCUGUAAAAUCUGAUGGAUUCCACGUGACGACAGCGGUCAUAUGACCACAUCCUGGACUGGACUGGAUGUGGAGAAGCAACGGUUGAAUUUAACACCAGCUGCUGGUGAAGCAGCAGAAAUGGUGUCAACACUUCCUGAAAGCGUAAAGUUCUUUUCAGGUUCUGCGUGAAAUGAAAUCUCAGACCACAGUGAGCCUCUGGCUUUGCAGCAGCAUUUUGUGUUUGUCCUUUUCCUGUUUCAUCAUGAAAAUGCCCCCGUGACCCCGUGACCCUGUCACCCAGCACCAGUGUUGGACCUCACCAAUUCUUUUAUGUCUAAAUGGGAGCAAAUCCCUGCAGCCAGGUUCCAGCAGCUGGUAGAAAGCUCGAAACGAGCAGAGUGGAGUGUCAGAGCAGCUUAUUAAUGCCCAUGGUUUUUAAGCAUGGCAUGUUCAACACAAAUGACUGUAAUGUUUAAUUCUCCAUAAGCUUUUGGCCGAGUUGUGGAUCUUAGUUGAGACUUUGGAUGCAAUUUGACAAUUUUUGUAGGACACAGACUUCGAUGUCCUGUUCAUCCAAUCAGGCCACUCAUAGCCCAGCCAGUGAUACGUCCAUACAGACAGGUGAAGGAAAGGUUCAUGACGAUGUCUCAGUGAGACCUGUCAGUCAUUUGUUGUCAGCUGUCUGCAGUAAAUAACAUUCAUAGCCAACUGACAACAAGCCUCUCAACAGGAACAGUUUAUAUUUCAAAGCCGGCUGUUUGGAGCUAUAAAUAAAAAUAGAAUAAUGAGAGAGAAACAUGAUUUUGUGUCAUGGAAACGCACAGAUGUAGACACGAACAUGGAAAAGUUACUGAAUGCGUCCAGGACCACAGCAUUUGUCACAAAACAGAAUAUGGCUUUACCCAAAUCAGGCUUCUUGCCGUUUAGUUUGUCUCCAGGGAGUUAAAUAGUCCAGAUUCUCUGCCAGAAUAGUGAUAGGUGGCGGUGGUUAGUUUCCUCACAUGACCAUGAAGGUUUUUUAAAUUCUCAGGAGCAGUGCAGCAGAGCAGCACCACAGGGAAUCCAGUACAGCAGCAGCUGAAUGAUGCCUCUUCAUGUUGUCUGUGGAUGUGACGGCUGAGGGAGAAAUAUCAGCCUGGUUUCACUGACAGGCCUCACGCAUCUCAGCGCUGCAUGAGACAGGUAUCACACACUGUAUGUGUGAUACCUGUGUGUGUCUGUGCGUGUGUGUGUGUGUAUGAAGACGUUUGAUUUUCAUUGUAAACCCUUUAAAGGUAAAACUUUAAAUGUAUUGCCAAGUACACAUCCUCUGUUUACUUUUAUACCAAAACUACCAAACUACUUUUU